GCGGCGCGCGGCGCAUGCGCGGGGCGGCCCCUCGGGGCGUGCUGCGGGGCGGUGGCAGGAGCAGGCCCAGGCCUAGGCCCGGGCCGCGCCGGGCCCCGCCAUGGUGGGCGGCGAGAAGGAGCUGCGGAUCCGCUUCGUGCCCGGCUGCUGCGAGCUGGUGGAGGAAGAUGUUGAUAUUCCCAGUAGACGAGUUUUAAUUACUGGUGCUACGGGACUUCUCGGCAGAGCUGUGUUUAAAGAAUUCAAUCAAAAUAAUUGGAAUGCAGUUGGCUGUGGAUACAGAAGAGCUCAGCCUAAAUUUGAACAGGUUAAUCUUCUUGACUCCGUCGCAGUUCAUGAGAUUAUCCGUGAUUUUCAGCCUCAUGUUAUCGUGCAUUGUGCUGCUGAGAGACGGCCAGAUGUUGUAGAAAGCCAACCAGAUGCUGCUUCUCAGCUCAACGUGGCUGCUUCAGGGAACCUAGCAAAAGAAGCAGCUGGAAUUGGAGCAUUUCUAAUCUACAUUAGUACAGACUAUGUAUUUGAUGGAACAAACCCUCCUUAUAAAGAGACUGAUAUACCAAAUCCCCUGAAUUUGUAUGGUAAAACCAAACUGGAGGGUGAAAAGGCAGUCCUGGAAAAUAAUGACGGUGCUGCAGUACUUAGGAUUCCUGUCUUGUAUGGAGAGGUAGAAAGACUGGAGGAAAGCGCUGUGACUGUUAUGUUUGAUAAAGUGCAGUUCAGUAAUAAAUCUGCCAACAUGGAUCAUUGGCAACAAAGAUUUCCUACUAACGUGAAGGAUGUAGCAACUGUUUGCAGACAACUAGCAGAGAAAAGAAUGCUGGAUCCAUCCGUAAGAGGAACAUUUCACUGGUCUGGCAAUGAACAGAUGACCAAGUACGAAAUGGCAUGUGCAAUUGCAGAUGCUUUCAACCUUCCCAGCAGCCACUUGAGACCGAUUACUGAUUGCCCGGUUAUGGGAGCCCUCCGUCCAAGGAAUGCUCAGCUAGACUGCUCCAAGCUGGAGAUGCUGGGGAUUGGUCAGAGAACACCAUUUCGAGCUGGAAUCAAGGAAUCACUUUGGCCGUUCCUUGUUGACAAGAGAUGGAGGCAGACAGUCUUCCAUUAGUUUGUAAUUUUUUUAGUAAAAGUAUGGUAUGUGGCACUUUUUUAAAAGAAAAAAUAGUUUUGUAUGAGUGUUCUUAAAUUGUGACACUUAUGCGUUUCAUUUAAUCAGGUAAACAUACAGUCUUGCACUAGUGAAAUUGUUAGCCUAAAAAAAGUUCAGUGACAAAAACUGAGCCUGUACAAUGUUGUGGAUCUUUCCUUCCGUUCCUACCAGUGUAACUUAAUGUCUAUUCCUAGCAGAUUAUGGUUCUUAGUAAUCAGUACUAUUUGAUGCUAAGAACUACUCAGAUGACUUGUGAACUUCUUUUUGGCUGACAUAUGUUGUUGAUGCUUAAGGUCUGUGCCAUUGUUGUAUAUGCCAUUUCACUUCAUUAAAAGGUAUGGUCAGUUACUUUAUCACCAAAAAUCUGAGUUACUUGUUUUUAAUUACUGAAGGUGGCGUUACUCUGAAGGUAAACUGAAGCAGGAGUUGUUAAAUGUUUGUUUUGCUAGAGCUUAGAUCAAAAUGUUUUUUUAAAAAAGUGAGACUUUAUUUUUGCAGUUAUCAAGUGUAGUUUUUAUGCUUGAAAUAUUUUCCAAGUUUUCUGUUAUUAGAAUGCCUGCAGCUUCAUAUUUGUACAGCAAGUUGAAUGUACUUGUUCUAAUGGUGACUUAUAAAAGCUAGAAGAGGGUUGGGAAGACAUAGCUCUGACCUUUGUUUUGGGGAUGGGUAUUAGAGGAUUAUUAUUUUUUUUGAGCUGGGGGGUUGUAUUUGUUUUUUGUAUAAAAGCAUGAAAUACCUUCAUCUUUCUCUUUUUUCAAUAGCAUAUGGGAUUGGUGAAAUUUAGCUGGAGGAAGAUGUUGCUAGUCAAUACGUGUGGGAGAGGAGAGGAAAGGUAUUUUCAAGAGUUUAUAGCACUGCAGCUUCUUUUGCACAGACUCUCAGAUCUUGCACUGAUGCAGCUCAUUCUGGAACAGCCAAGUGCGUAUGUUGAAUGUUUGCACUGCAAUGAUAUAACCACAGUAGUUUAAUAUAACCAAAUCUUGGAUCUGCUUAAAUUUAGUCCUUGAAGUUGGACGCAGUAGCUACGUAAAGUAGAGGAAGAACAUAGUUUGUAAGGGUUAGCUUCCUUCUGGAGAUGUUAAAAUCAACAAUAUAAAUGUUCUGAGAUUGCCAGCAGAUCAUUAGUUCAUUAGUAAAACCGGGAAAAGUUCCAUUUUGAUGAUCAUUUAUUUUUCUGAGAUUGUAAUGGAGAGGGGGUGGGGGUGUUCAGCUUAAAAAAAGAUGGGAGGGGGGCAAAAAUAGACCAAGUUCAGAUUUUCUAAAGGUUAGCUUUACAUUCAGUCCUUCAAUUUUCAACUGGCAUAUAUUAAGAGGUCAUUAUCCUGAUGUGUUUUUACUCUGAAGUCCUGAUACACACAUGGUAACCUGUUUCCAAAAUGACAAUAAAUAAAUAUUGCCAGCAUGAGAAA
Molecule: messenger RNA, 2556 nt
Organism: Oxyura jamaicensis (ruddy duck)
Lineage: Eukaryota; Metazoa; Chordata; Aves; Anseriformes; Anatidae
Gene: MAT2B
Product: methionine adenosyltransferase 2B
Exons: 7
Coding region: 101-1105 (334 amino acids)
Biological process (GO): S-adenosylmethionine biosynthetic process
Cellular component (GO): methionine adenosyltransferase complex
Molecular function (GO): methionine adenosyltransferase regulator activity
Source: RefSeq, a predicted model, not a curated record